Molecule: messenger RNA, 1116 nt
Organism: Durusdinium trenchii
Lineage: Eukaryota; Dinophyceae; Suessiales; Symbiodiniaceae
Source: the annotation of a GenBank genome assembly
UGUCAAACCUGCCCGUGGUGCACGGGUGAUCUCCCUGCAUCACCCGACGAUCCGUGCCAUGGCACACCAUGCGGAUCCCACGCGCCUGAGAUUCACCUUCCGCCGUGGUUUCCACGGCCGGUCAGGUGCGCUUUGCUUCAUCCUUUGCUUGCUGGCUGGCUGGACCUUCGCACCACCACCACGAUCUGGUGUGAGGCGGUGUGCACAGCCGGAGAUCUCAACCCCAGCAGACGAGUGGGUUGAUUCUGUUUGGAAUGGCGCCAAAGACUUGUUGGACUCCGACGCCGGCCGCGGCCUUCGUGGCCUCGUGGGCGAAGAACGCCUGGAGAGCGUCAAAGCGGGUCUGACGGCCGUGGGCUCAGGCGCAGUGGCCAUGGUACCCAUCAGUUUGCUAGAUCCCGAUCGCUUGACGCCACGCUGGGAAUUUCAAUUGGACAUGCUGGCACUGGACAUUUUCCUUUUUGGAGUGGUGUAUCGCUAUGCGGUUCGCGCUGGCGACGACAAUCCGAUGCUGCGAACAGGUGUCAUCGGAGCCUUUGUGCUGCCACGAGCACUCUUUUUGGUGCAAAUGCCGGCUGAGUGCCAGGCCCUUCCACUAAAUUGCGGAGAACCGCUGGGAUAUUUCAGUUGGGCAAUGCUGGCCCAGGUGGCUUGGCAAGGCUUUGCUGGUGCAGUGGUCUUCGCUGUGGCCUUUUAUGGCCUUGAGAGGGCCAUCACGUGUGGAUUGGUUCAACGAUUUCGAACUCAGAAUUGACAUGAUCCUGAAUACAUUAAUCUACAAAAAUUCUUUACUUCGAGUCCCCACCAUGAUAUUUCAAUCAUUUGUAUUGUGUAUCGUGCGUGUGUUUGUGGGUAUGUUGUGUGUUGUGUGUUGAGGUCCGGUAGUGCCCAGUGCGAUCCGCCACUUGCUCCAACUUGCUGGCGAGGAGGAGGCGGAGGAGGAGAAGAGGAGAGGAGAGGAGAAGAGCUCUGAUAGAAUCUACCAACCGAGACUCACCUGGCAGGUGAGGAAACAUAUUUGCCAUAUGCCGAUGCCAGCGUUACGGGAUCCAAAACGAAACGGCUUUUUCCUGAUGGAGAAUUAAAUCGACCAAUGUUAAUCAACCAUGUAUUCGC